CAUUGUAGUUGCAGCCGCCUAAGUGGCUUACUUUGUACCACCACUCAUCUCUGUUAGCUCAACUCGAAAUCUAGACUCGUAACAUGCUCGACUUAUGCUAGUCACGAGCUGUUCGGAGUUCCUAAUACCAUCAGUUUCGUAUUGGAUCUAACAGCGAGCGCGACAAGUGCCCCCAUGGGACAACUCUCCACAAUUGAAAGGGGAACAAUGCGACGACAUCUCAGCGCUCAGCCGUCACUAGUGAUGUACUCAGCCCUGAGCCAAACCAAAGCGAAGCCCUGGCCCUGGAUGGGCCUGACUGUGUUUUCUGCCAAGGCAUUCGAGCAAAGCCAGGUCGUAUACAUACUCCUGUCAGAGUGUGGCAGAGAGCUAUUAAGUAGUACAUCUUCGCCAUGUCACCAAAGAAGGGUAGCGCCGAUGGCGCCCACAGCGAUGAGCAACCUCACCGAGAAAAUGAUACUGCAGGACCCACCAAGGAGGAGGAUAAAAAUUGUGGAUCUUCGGCGGUGAAGCUGCCAUCAGACCCGAACGCUGGGCCUUCCCAGUCAUCAAGACCUAUUUCCGAUGUCUCGCCUAACGAGGGAUUAGCUCCCAAGGCAGAAGAGGUCGUAGUGCAGAAGGACCAGCCGAAUCUAAGUGAAUGCGUGAACGUCAUGAAGCAAGUAUUGGACGUUCUCCAGGAUUCAACAAUUGCCUCAAAGGGUGGCAAGGAUGGUCGCUCUCGAUUCUGGACGGCAUACAGAGGAGUCGCGGAGGAACACGAUGGCGACUUCCUUGAGCAAUACGCUAGCGACAUGGACAUUGUCUUGAUCUUCUCCGGUCUUUUCUCCGCUGUCAGCACAUCUUUCAUCAUAGCAAUGGAGUCCAGGCUCAGUCCUGACCCCAGCGACACCACCAACGCCCUGCUCGCGCAGCUCGUACAAAUCGGAAUGGGCACCCUCGCAGCGGGCUCUACGCCAGCAGCGCCGGCAUCUACGUGGUCUCCAUCCACGGCAGAUGUAAAGAUCCAAGUGAUUGCAUACGCGAGCUUGUGCAUGAGUCUGCUCGCUGCUUUCGGGGCCGUGCUAGGCAAGCAGUGGCUCGGACACUACAAGUCGCACAGAUAUGGCCGCGGCUCGGCGGAGGAACGAGCAAAACACAGACAGAAGAUGUUCGACGGCAUCAUGACAUGGUAUUUUGAUGCUGUCGUACAAUCCUUUCCGAUCUUGCUUCAGAUCUCCCUUCUUCUCUUUGG
Suillus clintonianus is the source of this 1234-nucleotide messenger RNA. RefSeq lists its product as uncharacterized. NCBI's taxonomy places the organism in Eukaryota, Fungi, Basidiomycota, Agaricomycetes, Boletales, Suillaceae. The annotation marks the transcript as partial. The record is from RefSeq and is a predicted model, not a curated record. The transcript is spliced from 8 exons.